Messenger RNA from Vitis vinifera (wine grape), 1903 nucleotides. Its product is annotated as protein trichome birefringence-like 14. The transcript is spliced from 5 exons. Lineage: Eukaryota; Viridiplantae; Streptophyta; Magnoliopsida; Vitales; Vitaceae. Gene Ontology annotation, molecular function: acetyltransferase activity. Gene Ontology annotation, biological process: plant-type secondary cell wall biogenesis; xylan biosynthetic process; xyloglucan metabolic process. The record is from RefSeq and is a predicted model, not a curated record. Gene Ontology annotation, cellular component: Golgi apparatus. The coding region runs from base 287 to 1669 and encodes 460 amino acids.
ACAGCCUCUCUCUUGUACGCAUAUUAACAGGCAAGUGUUCGCCAAUUUCUCCCAAAUUCCUUAAAGAUCUCUCCGUCUUCUGCAUCAGCAUCAUUUGCUUUUACUUUGAUUUCACAGCUUGAAGCUGAAGCCUCUAAUAAUUGCUUUUGAGAGCAAAUGAUGGAUUUUUUAUGAGAGCUUUCCACUUGGAAUAAGUUGAAAGUUGAAACCUCUACUUCCAUGACCUUAGAAAGAUGACAGUAAAGUGAGUCUAAGGGAUCAGGGCUUUGGUAAUGUAAAAGCAGAGAUGAAAGGAGGAAACAUCCAUAGAUUGUGGGGGAGAAACUUCUCUCUUACCCUGCUUGCUCUAAUUUGUAUGACCUUUUUUCUUUGGGCCUUGGAGAAAAGUCCACUUUCAAAAUUAUCUUCCGAAGAUCAGUUUGUGAUUUCUCCUUCAGACAUUACUGUGGAUGCUUCUGAUGAUCCGUUCGAGUCUAUGAACCCAAAGGAGAAUUCUGAAGAAGAAUACUCACGUCCACUCAUGAGAGAAGAAAAAAUUGGAGAAACAGUAGAAGGUUUUGAUGCGGCAUUGAUGAAUUAUACAAGUAGGUUUGAUUUCAGGAAGGAUAACAGUAGGGUUUGGAAAUCCCCUUAUGAGAAGAAAGUCUGUAAUUAUGCCAAGGGUAGAUGGGUUGCGGACAGCAGGCACCCAUUGUAUUCUGGGCUCGGGUGUAAGCAGUGGUUAUCAGAAAUGUGGUCAUGUAGACUGACCCAGCGCCAAGAUUUUUCUUAUGAGGGAUAUCGUUGGCAGCCAGACAAUUGUGAAAUGCCCGAGUUUAAAGGGGCAGCCUUCUUGAGAAAAAUGCAGGACAAAACAAUAGCAUUCAUAGGAGAUUCCUUGGGCAGGCAGCAAUUUCAAUCUCUAAUGUGCAUGGUAACAGGCGGUGAAGAGAAUUUAGAUGUUGAAGAUGUGGGAGAGGAAUAUGGUCUUGUCAGAACUGCUGGGCAUUAUCGUCCUGAUGGGUGGGCUUAUAGGUUCCCAAGCACCAACAGCACCAUUUUAUACUACUGGUCAGCAACUUUGUGUGAUUUAGAGCCGCUUAAUGUCUCGGACGCAAACACCCCAGUCGCAAUGCAUUUGGACCGUCCACCAGCUUUCUUGAGCUUAUUUCUCCCCCGCUUUGAUGUUGUCGUUCUCAAUACAGGACACCAUUGGAACAGGGGGAAGCUUAGAGCAAACCGUUGGGAGAUGUUUGUAAAUGGAAGACCCAAUGAAGAUAGGAAGAUUGCAGACAUGGGUAAUGCAAAGGAUUUUGCAAUUCGUAGCACUGCCAGAUGGCUGGAUUCACAACUUGCAUUGCAACCCAGGCUUAAAGCUUUCUUCAGGACUAUCUCCCCAAGGCAUUUCCAAAAUGGGGAGUGGAACACUGGAGGAAGCUGUGAUAGUAUCACACCAUUAACAGGAGGGAGUGAAGUUGGGGAAGAAGAAUCAAGGGAUCCUGUAAUUGCCAACGCUGUAAAGGGUACUAAGAUAAAGCUUCUGGAUAUUACAGCCAUUUCUCAACUGAGAGAUGAGGCUCAUAUCUCCCGGUACAGUAUCAAAGCAACAGAGGGAGUGUGGGACUGCUUGCAUUGGUGCCUGCCCGGUAUUCCCGAUACCUGGAAUGAACUCCUCGUUGCACAAAUAUAAGCCUCCAUCUUCUGUGGUCUAGUGGACCCUGGACCCUUUUGUCUUUUAUGUUACUAAGCAUUUUUUUAAGCAUAGCUCCAUUUCUUAUGUAUAGUAUUUUUCUUUCUAGUUUUAAUUCAACAAAAGUUUAGAAUUAGCACUUAUUUUCUUAUGUAAAUCAUCUUUCCUUCAAGGAUGGAAAGAGUUUAGCAUCAUGGCUGAUUGAAAUAUCAUCAUUAAGAUUUCUUUACAAAC